CAUAUGGAAGGGUCCGUCGACUUUUGCUGACAGCUUGUAGUUUUUGACACAUUUUGUUGAAUUCAUCUUGGUUGUGAAUCUGUUGCUCAAAUGGAUUGUAGACCAGGAUCUGGGAAAUACAGAGUUGAGAGGGAAGUCCUGGACGAGCAGAGACUAGAAGAGCGAUCAAAGAGGAAAACGCUCUCACAAAUCAACAAACCUCUAAGUGAUCGUCUAAAAGACUCCUUAAGAUGCUCGCUGCCAAAACUAAAGCGAAGUGUAAUGAGCAGCUUUCCCGUGCUAUACUGGCUGCCAAAGUACUCGGUCUGGGACUAUGGGAUGCCCGACCUGGUCUCAGGGAUCAGCGUGGGGAUAAUGCACCUGCCACAAGGUUUGGCCUACGCACUGCUGGCUUCUGUACCUCCUGUAUUUGGACUCUACACAUCUCUCUAUCCGGCUUUAAUUUACUUAUUUUUUGGAACAUCGCGUCACAUUUCCAUUGGUACGUUUACCGUCCUCAGCAUCAUGGUGGGCAGUGUGACGGAGAGACUUGCUCCAGAUGAGAUGUUUCUGAUUACAAAUGGGACCAACUCCACUUCUGGAGUAGACAUAACGGCCCGGGACGCUUACAGGGUGCAGGUGGCAGUCGCUACUACCUUCCUUGGAGGAGUUAUUCAGGUGCUGUUGGGCGUUAUAAAGUUCGGAUUUGUGGGAACAUAUUUAUCUGAACCUCUGGUGCGAGCUUACACGUCUGCUGCUGCAGCGCAUGCUUUAGUGGCCCAACUCAAGCACUUAUUUGGAAUCUCUCCAAGGCGGUUUAGUGGCCCUCUGUCGCUGGUUUAUACUCUGCUGGAUGUUUGCCUCUCGUUGCCACGAACCCAUCUUCCUACUUUGCUGGUCGGCUCAGUGUCGAUCGUGCUUCUGAUUGCAGCGAAGGAGCUCAACUCGUUCCUGAGCACGAAGCUGCCGGUGCCCGUUCCUGUGGAGCUCAUCGCAAUUGUCGCAGCGACUGUAAUAUCAUCCACUGCACAUCUAUACAACAACUACAGUGUUUCAGUUGUUGGAGAGAUCCCAAGUGGCUUAAGCGCUCCCACUGUACCCGACCUGAGUCUGUUUGGCGAGGUUAUUGGCGAUGCUUUUGCUCUGGCCAUUGUUGGAUAUGCCAUUUCUAUUUCCCUUGGAAAAACAUUUGCACUGAAGCAUGGCUACAAGGUGGACAGUAACCAGGAGCUGGUGGCGCUGGGUCUCAGUAAUGCAGUGGGAAGCUUCUUCCAGUGUUUCUCCGUCUGUGCCUCCAUGUCUCGAAGUCUCAUCCAAGAGACCACCGGAGGCAAAACCCAAAUGGCUGGCGUGGCGUCUGCUCUCAUCGUGCUGGUGACCAUACUAAAACUUGGGAUGCUGUUUCAGGAGCUGCCCAAGGCCGUCCUGGCGUCAAUUGUGCUUGUGAAUCUGAAGGGCAUGUUCAAGCAGUACUUUGACGUCGUUACACUGUGGAGGAGAAGCAAGGUUGAUCUGGUGGUUUGGUUAGUCACCUGGGUGUCAACAAUGCUGCUGAAUCUGGACCUGGGUCUGGCUGCGUCCAUCAUCUUUGCUCUGUUCACAGUCACCUUCAGGACUCAGAUGCCAACUUACUCUGUUCUGGGAAAUGUUCCCGGCACAGAACUCUAUGUGGAUAUAGAGACACACGGAGAGGCCAGAAACGUUCCAGGUGUGACUAUUUUCCGCUCCUCUGCUACAAUUUAUUUCGCCAACGCUGAGCUCUACCUGGAGGCCCUGAAGGAGAAGAGUGGGCUUGACAUCAGCAAAAUGAUUAUCUACAAGAGGAGGCAGGAGGCCAAGCAGAAGAGAAGAGAACAGAGAGCUGAAAGACGAGCAAAGAGAAAGGCUAAGAGAGAGAAAAAGGCACAAAAAGCAACUAAACAGCAUUCUGGACCUCCAGAGAUCUCCGUGGAGGAGGUGGACACGAGUAUAGACAUGACAGCUGCAGAGAAGGAGGACCAGAGCUGGACUGAGAGGGAGAACGGGACAGUGUUUGUGAUCCCAACCCUUCCCCGCACGCCUGACUGCUGCUCCCGGUGGGAGUAUCUUAAAGGGGGAGAUCCAGACAGCACCAGUUUGGGAUGGAUAUCGGAGCUGCAGGACGGGGACACCACCACUCUGGGCUCCAGCAGCGAGGACACUCUGAGUCGGGAUCUCGAGCAGGUGUCUCUUGGGUCUCUGGGCAAGUGGACCUGGGACAUCCACUCCAUUAUCCUGGACCUGUCCACGGCUAACUUCAUUGACACAGUGGCCACACAGACACUGAAAAAUAUCUUCCGGGACUUCAGCGAGAUCGAUGUGGAUAUCUACAUUUCUGGCUGUCAAGCAUCUGUUGUACAACAGCUAGAGCUCGGCGACUUCUUCUCCGAAACAAUAACAAAACAGCAUCUUUUUGUGUCGGUUCAUGAUGCUGUGCUCCACUGCCUCAAUCAUCGUGGAGCUGCAUCGCUCCCCAGAUACGACCCAAUACAGGCCCUGCACAGCAGCACAAAAUUUUAACAGCACCAACUUCUCAGAAGAUUCUCAGAAGAAGAUGGAUGUGAAGGAAACGUCACGGGUUAUGAAAUUCAAUGGAAGGACGGAGUCGCAGAGCAAAGCUCUUAACUCCAUUCAUUUGGUUCGAAUAGCCUCCUGAAGUCACGUUAGGCCGGUGUUGUUGUUGUUGUCACAUAACACAAAAUCUAAUUGUGCACUUUCGCUCAGAGAAGGCUGCACGUACCGGGUUCAGUCCUUGGAGACUGCCACUAUGGGUUCCUGAGCAAGACCCUUAACCUCAGAUUGCUCCCCAGGCGCUGUAAGCAACCCACUGCUACCCGAGGGAUGGGUUAAAUGCAGAAGACAAAUUUUGUUGGACUUUAUACAAUUGCAAUGAUAAAUAAAGAUUACUGAUCUCUAAUUAUAAUGUAACUACCGUGUUACAAGCAGCCUUUCACAAAGAUACCAUUUGUUCACAUUUGUACUUUUGAAAAGUUUGCUCUGUUGCACAGAAAAAUGUAUUCUAGCACCAGCAUCACAAGCCCUAACUGUGACCAUUUAUCUGCAACCCAGGUAAAGAAAAAGUACAAAAUAAUUUUGAAAUAUCUUUCAAUGCAAUAGCAUAAUCUCACCUCCAACCUGUAAUUUACUUGGAAAUCAUUAUUUUGAACAAACACAAGGAUAUUUCAAUUCAAAUUUAGCAAAUUUGCAACUUUCAUGUACUGGAAACGUGUGACCGUAACAAACCAGGAAAUGAAUAUAAGACCAAGGUUGAUUCCACUUAAAAUGUGACUAUAUAAUUAAUCUGAACAAUGAAAAUAUUCAGCUUUAUCUGUUAACUCUGGAGGGGAUGUAAAAUCAUUUUGGCACUUUAUGAAGAUGGUAAGGGAGGAUUUCAAAAAAUAUCUUAAUAAGCCAAUUGUUGGAAAUCUCCAGCUAAUCUUUCAUUGUGACAGUAUGCUACUGAAAAAAUGCUGUUGUAAAUUAGCAGAAAACUUGACAUAACAUAGAUAAUGAGCUUAAGGAUCUGUCAAAUCCUGCAUCAGAUAUUUUAAAGACGUAACUUUCAAACCCUGUUGGUGCAGAUAGUUGGUUUAAGUCUUAUUUUUCUGCUCUUCUCUACUUUUUUUUUGGACAUUCCUCAUUUUUAAAAACCUACGGUGCAUAGUAUGCUAUUCUGAUGAGACACAAGGGCUGGACCCAAAGCAAACAAGCAAAAAAAAAAAAAAAAAAAAAAAACCCAGCCAAAGUCUAAAAUCUUUAAAAUGCUACAGAAAGCCAGGAGAACUGCUCAUUAAGAGCAUUUUAACAGUUUAAAAUACACUCUGCCUCCCCGGAUGCAAAGUGAAAACAAAUGAAGAAAACGAUUUGAAAAAUUUGCCACUCUGUGUACUUUUGCUUAUGUUUUCUCUUUCAUUUUGUUGUCAUGUUGAAUAAAGUGUUAUUUAAGCAUAUUUAAAGUUUUGUGAGAAAAGAGGGAUGCAGAAGACAGUAGAGAUUCAUUACAUUUUAUUUGGUGCUGUAACAGUGACAGAGUGCAUUUUCAGUAUAAUAAAUAAAUAAAAUUAACUCUG
This is a messenger RNA of Fundulus heteroclitus (mummichog), 4067 nucleotides long. RefSeq names its product solute carrier family 26 member 6, like (gene slc26a6l1). Gene Ontology annotation, molecular function: secondary active sulfate transmembrane transporter activity; oxalate transmembrane transporter activity; bicarbonate transmembrane transporter activity. Lineage: Eukaryota; Metazoa; Chordata; Actinopteri; Cyprinodontiformes; Fundulidae. The record is from RefSeq and is a predicted model, not a curated record. The transcript is spliced from 19 exons. Gene Ontology annotation, biological process: transmembrane transport. The coding region runs from base 91 to 2517 and encodes 808 amino acids. Gene Ontology annotation, cellular component: membrane.